Molecule: messenger RNA, 787 nt
Organism: Aspergillus uvarum CBS 121591
Lineage: Eukaryota; Fungi; Ascomycota; Eurotiomycetes; Eurotiales; Aspergillaceae
Exons: 2
Coding region: 76-591 (171 amino acids)
Source: RefSeq, a predicted model, not a curated record
UAUCCCCCUACCAUUUUACUCAUCCCCCGUGUCUUUCCCGGCAUUAUCCAGUCCAUCAACUCAAAAGAUUCCACCAUGUCAGCCGACGUGAGAUAUCUGAUCAGCACGUUCGAAUCCCUGGGCGAAAAGGCAUCCAGCUCGGCAAACCGUCUAAGAACCAUAGAUCAUGGCCGGGUCGGCCUGGUGAGUAGUUCCCGCGAACAAAAAGAUGCAUUUGAUCCAAGGAACCUCGAUUUAACUUGUGGUAACCAGGUUCUACAAGAGGCCUUGCACGAUGUCGAGCCCGAUAGGAUGGAAGUCGCCCGGGAACUCAGUCUGCCGGGGUUCCGGCACUCCGGCGAGGGGUUUCCUGUCGAUCAAGAUCCCAAGUGGGCCCUAAGGUCGAGCAAGAAUCCGUUGGCCACGCUAUCGACGACGCAAGUCUUCACAGUUCGAAUUCUGAAGUCGCGGGAGGAAAUUAUCUCUAUUCUUUUUCUUGGCUCUGUUGGCCGGUGGCCUGCAAACGUUUGCUCCGGCCUGCGCCAACAAGUUCAAGAGCAAUCUGGAAAACUCCUGGAGUUGGAGGGGCAAUGCGGCGAGGCUUAUUGCUAAGCGCUGAGCGCAAGUGCAAAGUGGUUAAUUGGUUGGUUGAGGAGGGAGAUUACAUGUCCCACCGAUCGCUAGGAACAGUGGACGAGAUUUUGUCACGCCCUGAAGCAACUAACAUUCCGCACAAAUUAUCGCCACAACACAUAACCUUCUGCAUACAAAUAAGUAUAAUUCGAGGAAUGAGAUCGGGAGUGUUUGG